Messenger RNA from Notolabrus celidotus (New Zealand spotty), 3891 nucleotides. It is a transcript of the gene smu1b, whose product is annotated as SMU1 DNA replication regulator and spliceosomal factor b. Gene Ontology annotation, cellular component: precatalytic spliceosome. Lineage: Eukaryota; Metazoa; Chordata; Actinopteri; Labriformes; Labridae. The record is from RefSeq and is a predicted model, not a curated record. The transcript has 12 exons. Gene Ontology annotation, biological process: mRNA splicing, via spliceosome. Gene Ontology annotation, molecular function: protein binding. The coding region runs from base 797 to 2311 and encodes 504 amino acids.
AAGAAGUAUUUGAACACAACCACACACGCAAAAUGACUAAUUGCAAUGCAGUAUAGGCUUGAUUUAAAUUGCCUUAUCUUUGUUUGCACGUGAUUUAGCAAUCCAUGCUCAGACCUAACUCAUGGAUUAAGGAGACCCCUGUUUACCAACAGGUCUGUUCACUGAAAUGGGACUGAAGGCGGUGGUGGGCACGUUCAAUAAAUCCUUUCAGUUAGGUGGCAAUGAUGAUCAAUACGCACAGCCCACUAUACAGCAGCAUUACACCCGCAAUGUGUAAUUACAGGGACAGUGAGUGCUGUAAUAAGCAUGUGUGCAGGGAUUACGUUGGGAAAAUAACAAGGCUCAGACGCACCCAGCUCUGUGUUUGCAUAUUGAUGAGCUCUGAGGUGAUUUUCCGUUACAGAGGACGUUUACAGCGAUGUUUAAGCGCCUGCACAUUACCAAGCUGAGAACACGAUCUGUGCCACGAGGAUCUGUCCGUGGUGCUGAUGAUGCUGCUGUUGUCGUGUGUGGCUGCAGCCGCGUCUCCUUCACACAAACGUGCCCACCAAAAUGUAUCUUCUUCAAUGUAUCGGCAUGCGUCAGUGACGUCAGCGCCGAGACUUUUGUGUGGCAGCGGCAGUCACAGGGUUUGGGACUGCUGCCCGACGCAAAAAAAAUGUGAAGACACAAGAGAAGCACGUGUAGUGGGUGGUCCUCGACAGACUCCUUUCACGUGGCUCUAGCGAGCUCAGUGCUCGAGCCGAGACGCCGAAUCUUCAGUCUGGUGCAGCAACAGCAAGAGACAACAUCAACCAUGGCAGCAGAGAUGGAGCCCUCUGAUGUGAUCCGCCUGAUCAUGCAGUAUCUGAAGGAGAACAACCUCUACAGAACUCUUACCACCCUGCAGGAGGAGACCACUGUCUCUCUGAACACAGUGGAUAGUAUUGACAGUUUUAUUGGGGACAUAAAGAGCGGUCACUGGGACACGGUCCUGCUGGCUAUUGAGUCCCUCAGACUACCUGACAAUAUACUCAUUGACCUCUAUGAGCAGGUUGUGAUGGAGCUGAUUGAAAUGCGUGAGGUGGGCGCAGCUCGCUCGCUCCUCAGACAAACUGACCCCAUGAUCAUGUUGAAGCAGACGCAACAGGAGAGGUACCAACACCUUGAGAACCUGCUCACAUGCUCCUACUUUGACCCUCGAGAGGCGUACCCUAAAGGCAGCAGCAAGGAGAAGCGGCGCAGAGCGAUAGCCGAGGCUCUGGUGGGGGAAGUCAGUGUGGUGCCUCCUUCUCGUCUUAUGGGGCUCCUGGAACAAGUUGGAACUAUGAGACUGCAGGACUCUCCGGACAGCUCCCCUGACUCCACCAUCGACUCCUACGGCAAAAAAGAGAAAGAGAGAUGCCCAACACAACUGUACAGACACAUCAAGUUUGGACGACGGUCACACGUGGAGUGUGCACGUUUCUCUCCUGAUGGCAGGUACCUGUUCACUGGAUCAGUGGAUGGGUUCAUUGAGGUCUGGAACCAUGCCACUGGAACAAUAAGCAAGGAUUUGAAGUAUCAGGCACAGGAUAGCUUCAUGAUGAUGGAUGAUGCUGUGUUGUGCAUGUGCUUCAGUCAGGAUGCAGAUCUUCUGGCAACUGGAGCUCAGAACGGCAAAAUAAAGGUGUGGAAGAUCCUGAGUGGCUUGUGCCUGCGCAGGUUUGAGCAUGCCCACAACAAAGGCGUGACAUGUCUGAGCUUCUCCAAGGAUAGCAACCAGAUCCUCAGCGCCUCCUUUAACCCGACCAUCAGGAUCCAUGAACUGAGGUCAGGCAAGACACUAAAGGAGUUAAACGGCCAUUCCUCGUUUGUAAAUGAUGCAGCUUUCACUCAAGAUGGAUGUCGCAUCCUCAGUGCGUCAUCUGAUGGCACCGUUAAGAUAUGGGAUGCAAAUUCCUGCGAAUGCAUCCACACUUUUAAACCCCUGAACUUAGAAGUCCCUGUCAACAACGUGAUUCCUCUCCCACAAAAUCCUGAGCAUUUUGUGGUCUGCAACCAUUCCAACACGGUGGUCAUCAUGAACAUGCACGGUCAGACUGUGAAGACCUUCACCUCAGACGAAAAAGAGGGAGCUAACUUUGUUUGCUGCACCCUGUCUCCUCGCGGGGAUUGGAUUUACUGUGUGGGAGAGGACUUAGUGCUGUACUGCUUCAGCAACAAGACAGGAAAGCUGCAUAAAAUGCUGACGGUUCACGAGAAAGAAGUAAUUGGCAUCGCCCACCACCCACAUGAGAAUCUGCUUGCCACAUUCAGCGAAGACAGCCUCCUGAGACUAUGGAAAGCCUGAAUUGUCACCUGCAUCGUGAUUUGGAGGACCUAGGGAGCACUACACAUGGUUAUUGUGCAACUCAGUCAUUUCUGUGUAACACACUAGCAAGAUCCAUGAAUGCUAAUAGAUGCAUUCAUCAGGAAAUCAUUAACAUGUGCAUUGGGAGCUGUCUCUCUAUAAGAGACAUUUUAUUUCAUAUGAUCUUCAUCAGCUGAUGGAUCUUUUUUUCCAGCUGACAUGAAAUUAAAGUUUAAACUUUUUAGUUUUCCUGGCACAGUAAGGGCUUUUUGCAAAUGUUGUCUCGAAGUCUAAAAUUUGACCUUGGUUAAAAGUAGCAUAGAAAACCAUGAAUUCCUUGGCAAUGGACAAACUCUAUCUGCUGGUGAAGAUCCUUAGACAUGACUGAAAGCAUUACAACAGCUAUCAAAUGAUUAUAGUUACAAAAUCUUCCAAACUCUGCUUUUAAUUUAAUUUAAUUUUUUUCUUGAGGACUUUUGAAAUCUUGGCAAAUAUGACAAUGAGAAGCAAUAGCCAAAUGCAGAAAAAAAAUUGCAAGGUGGAAAAGAUACCAAAUAUUGUUGAUUGCAAAUGAAAGUAAAGAAGGUACAUUUGGUACAGGUAAUAUUUGAUUACAUUAUUAAGGCCAUUAAUGUUCUUUACUUUCUUAUUUUCAAUUAAUCCAGCACAACCAACCAUACUUGACGACCACACUGACCAUUAAUGUACUACUAUUCAUGUUUUUUUUGUAUCACAUUCAUUGUAACUAAUUUGUACAUAAUAUUUUUGUACAUAAUCAUAUAUAUUUGUAAUGAUUCAUUUCCGAGGUCCUCGCUUUAUGAACGUCAGCAGUGCUGUCUUGGUCCUCCAUUUUGUACACACACUUCCUCAUAAAUCCAACUUCACCAGUGCAGUUUGAAUCCCCAUUUUCAUCUCUUGUGUCUGUAUUAGACAUGAAAAUGCAUGAUGGUGAACUGUCGUGAAAAUAUUAUUCUAAAGAAAUGCUUCUUGUUUGGGCAUAAACAAACAAUAUCAGGUAUUUCAUUUGCCAGCUAUGGUUUUUAAUAAUACUUUUGUAAUAAUCAGUGAGCAAUGACUCAGAUGUAAUGACUUGUGUUGUCUUCUGUGUUCCCUGCAUGCUACCUCAGUGCAGUCUAAACGUGGCUCUACAAUAAUUUGAGUAUUCUUUAAAAUAUAUAUGACUACUGACAAACCUCAGUUGAGCUUCCUUGUUGGUAUAAAACGUAUUUAAAGCUGUCAUAUUAUUGUUGGUUUGUUGCAUUGACUGUGAUCUGUGUCCCUGUGCAUCAGUUGGACGAAUAUGGUGGAGCUACUGCCUUGAUCAAUAUUUAUUUUUUGUGCUUAUUAUUUAUAAAUCUGUUUAUGUAUUUAUAUAUUUAUUCGGGGGGAAGGCAGAUAAGAAAUGAGGAAAUAUGUAUGAGGUGACAUGAGAUGUCCUUUCCUCUGAAGCGUCUCUGAGGCCAAAGUCAUUUGUGAUAAAGGUGCCAGCUGAUCACAGCUGGAGCAUCUGUUAGUUGGCUCUGACAGCUGUUUGUGUCUGCACAUGUGGACUGUUGAUAUUCUGAUAAUAAAAUAUGUAC